Messenger RNA from Sceloporus undulatus (fence lizard), 3177 nucleotides. Its product is annotated as zinc finger protein 585A-like. Gene Ontology annotation, molecular function: DNA-binding transcription repressor activity, RNA polymerase II-specific. Bases 203 to 2005 code for a protein of 600 amino acids. The transcript is spliced from 4 exons. The record is from RefSeq and is a predicted model, not a curated record. NCBI's taxonomy places the organism in Eukaryota, Metazoa, Chordata, Lepidosauria, Squamata, Phrynosomatidae. Gene Ontology annotation, biological process: negative regulation of transcription by RNA polymerase II.
GAAACGUUUAAACACGCAAAAAGAAGACACGUGUCUGAGGUAACGUGGGAACGGAUCCCUCAAAAACAAGGCCCCGCAAAGGAGGCCUAGAAGAAGCCUCGAGGUUUCCUGUCCCCUCCCUGCCGGGCUAGGAGCCCAAAAGGGAAGCCCAGAGUCCCGCCCCCUCGCGAGGCGACCAAGGCCAGGCCGACGAUCGCCAAUCAUGGCCGACGCUGGCGCCGCUGGAAAAGCCGUCCCUGAGGCGCCGGUGAGGUUUGAGGAUGUGGUCGUUUAUUUCCUCAGAGACGAAUGGAAGACACUGGAAAAGUGGCAGAAGGAUCUGUACUGGAAGGUGCUGAAGGAUAACUAUGAAGCCUUGGUCCUUGUGGGACAUCCAGUCACCAAAGCAGAUGUCCUUGCAUGGAUUGAACGGCAUGAACGUCAAAAUGGCAACAAAGCUCAGCCUUCCAAAGCUAGUACGGGUUCUGGAUUUCUUUGUCCAUCAAACCAGAGACAUGGACAGAUGUGCCACAAAGAAAGUAUCAAACAGGCAGGAUCUCCUCAGGUGAUUUGUGAUCGAUCCAAGGCAGACCCAGCCCCACAUAAUGGAAUUCGGAGAAGCCAUCGCCAAAGAUUAUCCAUACCAUCCAAACAGCAUGAAUGUGAAGAAUGUGGCAAGACGUUCCGGUUGAAAAUCCUGCUUCAAAUACACCAGGAGACCAAAGCAAGGAAAGAGUCUUUUCCUUGCCCCGAGUGCAAGACCUGCUUUUUUACCUCCUCACGUUUGAAGGUGCAUCGGAGGACCCACUUUCAGGGUUUUAGAAGGAAAGAGAAACGCCGUCUUCAGGAGAAUCAGCUGAAUGCGCAUUGUGAAAACUACCAAGCCCUGGUGCACUGGUGCAGGGACUGCAGACAAGGCUUCCGUAGAUACUUCGACCUCCUCCAGCACAAAAAAAGCCAUGAGGUGGCAGAGCCCUGGCUGUGUGCUGAAUGUGGGGUUGUUUUCACGUCCCAGGGCGAUGUCGCGAUGCAUGAGGAGCGCCAUUUAGAAGAAGUGAUGCAUGAGCAUGUUGCAUGUGGCCAGAACUGUAUCUGUGAGCCUUCCCUUCAGCUGCAUUUCGCAUCCCAGACUGAUGGGAACAAGGUUGGCUCGGAAGAUCACAAGCAGCUGCCCCGGAAAUUUUAUGGCAAAGAGGGGAAACCCUUUUCAUGUGUUCACUGUGGGUCACAGUUCCAAUUAGAAGUGAAUUUGGGAAUGCAUUACAGAUACUGCCUUAUGGGGAAACAGCUGAAGUGGGGAGCAAAUGACGCCCCUCAGAACCUGAAGGUUCAAACUGGACAAGGAAACAGUGACCUCUUGCAUUCUCAGCAUCCCUCACAAACAUCUGCUCAGCGCUCUUGCCCAGAUCCUGGCAAGUCCAUGUCCCACAGGCGUCAUCAGAAAGGAGGCAAGCAGCAAGACAGUGCCAAGCCCAACCCAAGUGUUCCCUCAGCAGGCAAUUAUGAUGAUCCUCCGAAAACUUGUGCAACAAAGAAGCUUCACAAGUGCCACAACUGUGAGAAGGCAUUUGUUUAUAAGUGGCAGCUGGCUAUUCACCUGAAAAGCCACGGCACGGGGAAAGGCGUUGUGUGUAAAAGUAGUCUUUGGAGCCACCGCCGGACCCACCAGGGGGAAGCAUCAUAUAAAGAGGAAGAUUAUCAGAAGAACCUUGUCCCAGCUGCCAAUCGCAGCAUGGACAAAGAGAAGACUCUUCAUCCAUGUGACAAGUGUGGCAGAAGCCUUACCCUGUCAUAUAUGCCUGACCAUCAGGCCUUUCAUGCGGGAGUGAGAUACAAGUGCCUUUUUUGUGGGAAGAUCUUCAACUUCAAGAGCGGAGCGCUUUCACACCUCAAGCACCACAAAGUGGAGGGCGGGGUUUGCUCCUGCCCCAAAUGUAAGGGGAGUGGUGGGCUUCCAUCUGAGGACUGUCUCUGCAGGAUACAAAAGAUCCGCAUCGCCCCUGGGCUUCAGGCGCAAGAUGACUAAGGAAAUAGUCUACAUACAAAGUGUGGCAAGAGAACAUCUUCCACAAAUUGCCUUAAUGUUUGGUGGCCUGUCCACUUGGGAGAGAAGCAGCCCUCUAGGUCAGAGAAUAAGAAGAACCCCCAUUUGAAACUAGAAGGCAAACCAUUUCAGAAUACCCUCCCAUAGCCCUUCAUAUGCAGAAAGGAUGCAUGGGUGGACUUCUUUUCCAAUGUGCUGAAUGUGGCAGGGACUUCAUUCACAGGUUUUCUCAAAGCAUUCCAAAAAGCAUGAGUGACUCUCCUCAGACUUGCUGUAUAAACUCAUAAUCAGGGAUAGCCGUGUUGGCCAUAUAACAAAGUAUGGUAUCAUCCAAAAUCCACAAGACCGUGAUACCAUUGUUGGGCCAACCAAAAUGCACAUUAUGCACGUUGUAAGCUUAGGAUCUCAGGCAGUAGCUUUUUGUCUUGCAAAUGGAGGUUAAAGUUGGUUUGCUGGACUGAAUCUCCCAGCACCCACAUGACCAGAAGGAUGAGGGUCCCGCCUGCAUGAAUACCCCGCCAUGCCAUCUGAACUAAGGACUACAACUACAACGUCUUGCCUCAUUUUGAACACUUUUGUCAGGUGAAGAAACCAGGGGAGCUUAGAAAGCUUGCAAUGUGUAGAAUGUGCAAUUUGGUUGCCCAAUAAAGGUGUCACUCUCUUGUGGAUUUUGGAUGAUACUGUGUAUACUCAGGUGUAAGUAUAGAAAUUUUACCCCAAAAAAUUAACCCCCCCAAAACUGGGUCACAUUUUGUUUGGCCCAAUAAAGGUACACUUACAUCUCUGUAUCCACAGAUUUUUUUUAUCCACAGAUUCUAUGAUUCUAAGCACCCAGAGCAUGAAAAAAUUAUAUACUGUGUGUGUGUGUUUCCAAAAAGCAACGUUGAUUUUGCCUUAUACUCAUGUAUAUGUCUAGAAAGUUUACACAAAAAAUUGAUGCAAACUAUCUAGGUCGCAUUAUCCAGGUGUCAAUGUAAAUACUGCACCUUAACUCUUAUCAUAAAAAGGAACCGUCCCCUUUUCUGGGUGUAGUACUGUAGUGAAAGAAUCAUAGAAUUGUAGAAUUGGAAGAGACCACAAGGGCCAUCCAGUCCACCCCCAUUCUGCCAUGCAGGAACUCUCAAUCAAAGCAUCCCCAUGAACAGAUGGCCAUC